Messenger RNA from Pisolithus orientalis, 801 nucleotides. RefSeq lists its product as uncharacterized. Lineage: Eukaryota; Fungi; Basidiomycota; Agaricomycetes; Boletales; Pisolithaceae. The record is from RefSeq and is a predicted model, not a curated record. The coding region runs from base 1 to 801 and encodes 266 amino acids. The transcript has 5 exons.
AUGUCUUUGUAUGACACUGCAGAUCACAGCACAGUGUGUGAUAUAGCAGAUGAUGAUGUCAUGGAGGAAACCACUCAGUCUACCCAACCAAGAUUCCCCUUCCUCUGGUGCAAUGUAAGAAAAGGAUUCAACCACAGAUGCCAGAUGCUUGGCAUCAUUCUGGCAACAAGAAUGUUAGAAAAGGAUUCAAACUCAGAUGCCAGAUGCUCAGCAUCAGUCUGGCCAGAAGAUGAGGUGGAACACAACCAAGAUUACCCUUCCUCUGGCGAAAUGUUAGAAAAGGAUUCAACCUCAGAUUCCAGAUGCUCAGCAUCAAUCUGGCCAAAAGGUGAGGUGGAACACAACCAAGAUUACCCUUCCUCUGGAAAAAUGUUAGAAAAGGAUUCAACCUCAGAUGCAAGAUGCUUGGCAUCAAUCUGGCCAGAAGGUGAAGUGGAACAUAGUGCAUCCAGAUGCUUUACAAAUGACAUUGAGAAUGAUGAUGGCCAUGCAACCACCACCACCAUGCAAAUGACAAUGCACAGUGCAUGUCUACCCAACCAAGAUUAUCCUUCCUCCAGCAAAAUGUUAGAAAAGGAUUCAACCCCAGAUGCAAGAUGCUUGGCAUCAAUCUGGCCACCAGGUGAAGUGGAACACAGAACCAACUCAGUCCACCCAACCAAGAUUACCCCUCCUCCGGUGCAAUGUAAGAAAAGGAUCAUGCCUCAGAUGGAAGAUGCUUGGCAUCAGUCUGGCCACCAGAUGAAGUGGAGCACAAUGACAACGAGAAUGAUGAUGGCCAUGCCACCACCACACACAUGA